This is a messenger RNA of Hydractinia symbiolongicarpus, 2491 nucleotides long. RefSeq lists its product as uncharacterized. The coding region runs from base 717 to 2237 and encodes 506 amino acids. Lineage: Eukaryota; Metazoa; Cnidaria; Hydrozoa; Anthoathecata; Hydractiniidae. The record is from RefSeq and is a predicted model, not a curated record. The transcript has 2 exons.
UCCACUUAUCAAAAUACCACUUUUUGAGGGUUCCACUUAUCCGAAUAAAGAGGGGAUGUAAUCGAAUACUCCAAUAUAAUACCACCUUUAAUCAUAGUAAAACACCCUUCAGGCGCGGAUUUAGACUAGGUCAACCCUGUCACGCGACCUAGUAAAAAAAUGCCGAGGAUUGAAAUCGAAUUCUGUCGAAUUUACCCGGAAUCUGAAGAUCGAAAUAUUUCUCCUUGUUUUCUCAUAACGCGAAUUGGAUCAACCUAUGUUGACCUGACCUGUGUUAGCCAGUCUUGGCUCUAGGUUAUCCCGCGAGGCUUUUACCGUCGACUAGAAUCAAACCUAUGUGGGCCCGACCUAUUUUGAGUCAGAAAUUUUGAAGUCAGCCCAGUCUUGGCUCUAGGUUAUCCCGCGAGGCUUUUACCGUCGACAAGAAUCAAACCUAUGUUGGCCUGACCUAUUUUUAGUCAGAAAUUUUGAAGCCAGCCAGUCUUGGCUCUAGGUUAUCCCGUGAGGCUUUCACCAUACACUAGAGUCAACCUAUCUUGGCCUGACCUAUUUUUAGUCAGAAAUUUUGAAGCCAGCCAGUCUUGGCUCUAGGUUAUCCCGUGAGGCUUUCACCGUUGACUAGAAUCAACCUAUGUGGGCCUGACCUAUUUUUAGUCAGAAAGUUUUAAACAAACCUGUCAAAAUUUGUAGCAUGUUGGUAUAAAUAUAAGUAAGGCAUGCGGAAGAUUCUUUCCGUUCUCAACAUGGCUUGCAAGAGCUUGAGAGAGCGUGUGGAGUUAGUUUUUGAAAACGAAAAUUUUGAUGAGCUACCUCAAAUUUACGCCGAAUUAAAUAAAAAGUUUAAAUGUAAUUCUGUUUUGCCAUCUACUGACGUGUUGCAAAAACAACUUACUUUUGGUUUUAUCCAAAGAAAUUGCCAUGCAGAAUACUACCUUCCUGCCUAUUUGAAAGCAAAGAAGGAUGGUUGCGCAAUUACGUUGAAGUCUCAGGUCAAUGGAAAUUGCCUGUACAGUUCUAUGGCGUUGUGUUUGUUUGGGAAAAAUGUGAUGGUUGACGACUUACGAAUUCUUGUGUCAGUGGAGCUAAUGAUGAAUGCUAGCUUUUACUGUAAGCAUCCUCUAUUUUCUUCUAUCCUUGCUCUUCCAGAAAGUCUCUUUAAAUCUAUGGAAGAUAUUCUCAAUAUGUCUGUCUGCAAUUCUGCAUUUAACACAGACAAAAAACAAGAAGACUUAGUUAAGGAGGUAGCCAUUUUAAAUUUAGUAGAUCGGAAAUAUUGUUCCUUUCUUGCUAUGCUUGCUCUGUCAUCUGUCACAAACAGGAAUAUAUUUUCUUAUUACCCAGAUUAUGGAUGCAAAAAAGCUCAAAUGUUGUUUAACCAAUUAAUAGAGCCUAGACAACCAAGCUCUGCUUUUGCUAUUCACAUUUUGUUUUGCUAUGAGGGCUUACUUCCAUCCAGAGAAAAUUUUGCACCUAAUCAUUUCGUUCCAAUUAUUUUUAAGCAGAUACGUAAACGCAAGUCAGGUUCAGCUGCGGACACAAAAGUUUUAUCUCCUCCUGUGAAAAGGCAAACAAGGUUUUUUCCGGAUGCACAGGCAACAGGGAAAUUAUCUCUUGUAAAACCUGUGAUUAAAGAUAAACAGUUUAAUUUCUUUCCUAAUAAAGCUUCCUUUAACAAUAAACUAACUGAAGAUUAUAAAGAUAGUAACAAUAAUAGCACAUCUGCUGAAGAUUUUAAUAACAAUGACAAAGCUUUAAAUGAUAUUUCCUUUGCUACUGUUUUAAAUUUUAAACAUCAAUAUGACGUUGCCUCUUUCCUUUCUAAAGUUUCAGGUCUAAAUGAUAAAGGUGUACACAACCUAAUCACCAAUGUUUUUGUGCCCGAUAAAUCUUUUAUUUUUCCUAAAAAAAGUGGGCGUUUCUUUCGGCAUGAAUGGCUAAAGACCUUUUUAUGGCUUAAAUAUUCACCAACUUUGGAUGGAGCAUUUUGUUUGCCAUGUAUCCUUUUUGGUCACAAGGUUGCUAACAAAACUUCUAAGUUACAGAAAUUGCUUUCUCAACCUUUUCGACAUUGGCCAGCUGCCAAAAACUUUUUUAAACAACAUGAAACAUCAAAAAAUGGUUUACAUAUUCAAACCAGCCUAACUUUUAGUGCAUUUGUGAAGAAUUUUUUAGGAGAAACUCAACCAAUCAGUGUAAUCAUAGAUUCCAACUACAAAAAACAGGUUGCUGAUAAUUGAAAGUUCUUAACACCAAUUGUUGACACCAUAAUUUUAUGUGGUCGUGUUUGUAUUCCUCUUCGUGGCCACAGGGAUGAUAGUAAAUAUCAUCCUGAAGUUGGAAAUUUUUCAACUGGUUCAACUGGCAAUUUUAUUGAUCUUUUAAAUUACAGAGUACGUGGUGGAGACACAACCCUUGAAAAUCAUCUUCUAAAAUGUAAUAAGAAUUCUUCUUAUAUUUCUAAAACUUCACAGAAUGAAAUAAUUAAUUGUUG